Octodon degus (degu) is the source of this 8763-nucleotide messenger RNA. RefSeq names its product deleted in malignant brain tumors 1 protein-like. The coding region runs from base 26 to 8308 and encodes 2760 amino acids. The record is from RefSeq and is a predicted model, not a curated record. The transcript is spliced from 60 exons. NCBI's taxonomy places the organism in Eukaryota, Metazoa, Chordata, Mammalia, Rodentia, Octodontidae. Gene Ontology annotation, cellular component: membrane.
UAUCCUGGAUGUUCACCACCAAACCAUGCCACCAGUAGAUAAUGAGAAGUUAUCAACCAUCUUGUCAGUUCUUCCUGUGGCUGACUCCAUAGCUGUCAACCGCAGAGCCAGUGUGCCUGGGCUCAGCCCACCAGAGGCCUGGCCGAGGCUGAGGCUGGUGAAUGGCACAGGAAGGUGCUCUGGACGGGUGGAGGUUUCCUACCAGGGGACCUGGGGGUCCGUGUGUGAUGAAGGCUGGGGCCUUCCAGAGGCACAGGUCGUGUGCAGGCAGCUUGGGUGUGGCCCAGCUCUGUCGGCCCCACUGGGCGCCCACUUUGGCCCUGGCUUUGGAAAGAUCCUUUUAGACAAUGUGCACUGCACUGGCACAGAGAGCAGCCUGUCCCUGUGCACCCACGACAGCUGGUUCACCCACAACUGCAGCCAUGAGGAGGACGCUGGAGUCAUCUGCUUGGAAGCGAAAGUGCCAUCAUCUCCUUCAUCACCUUCAUUACCAUCUCCAUCAGCAUCGCCACCACCUUCAUCUUCACCACUGUCACAGACACCACCGCCACCAUCACUGUCGUCAUCUGUCUCAUCCUUUUCGGCAUCGUCACUACCUGUACCAUCACCACCAGAAGCUGGUUUCCCUACUGACCUUUCCACAGAGCCAUCACUGACUGCAGCCCCUGAGGCCUUCGUUGCUCCAUCUGCAGGUGGUGGCCUCUCAGCUCCCACACCUGCAAUUGGCACCCUCAGUUUUCAUGCUGCCACACUCACCCUAGCAGAUGCUGAUGGUUCUCCAGGCCUCAUGCCCACCAUUCCCACCACUGAGCCUGCAGCCACUGCCCGGAUGCAUCCACCCCCAGGUGACAGUCUCGUGGCAGCGCCACCCACAUCGCAGCCUUCUCGCCUUUCUUCCGCUCCCACGGUGGCAGGACCCCUGAUGGAGGUGAGGCUGCUGAAUGGCACAGGGAGGUGCUCAGGCCGCGUGGAAGUCCUUGUCCAGGGAACAUGGGGGACGGUGUGUGAUGACCUCUGGGACCUGGCUGAGGCCGCAGUUGUGUGCCGCCAGCUGCAGUGUGGCCAAGCGGUUGCAGCCCCCACAGGAGCCCACUUUGGUGCUGGCUCUGGGAAGAUCGUGCUGGAUGACGUGCAGUGUGCGGGCAGUGAGCGCCACCUGGGACAGUGCAUGGUCGGGGGCCAGGCUGGGCACAACUGUGGACACCUGGAAGACGCCGGUGUAAUCUGCACAGGCGCAGUUGGUUCUCCAGACCUCCAUUCUGCCAUGAAGCCUGACGCUUCCCUGCCUCCUCACACAUUCCCAGUUGGGGUCGCCUCAGAGACUUCCCAGGUCAAAAUCCCUGCGUCCUCCACACUUGCAUCAACAGCAGGUGCAGAUGGCUCUCCAGCCCUCGCCCGCAUCACAGAGCCGGAAGCUACACCACUGUCACACAUGCUUGCAGGUAUGGACCAUUCAUCAAACCCCAAUACAACAACAGAGCCUGAAGCUGCCGCCCCACCAUACCUAGGUCAGGCAUUAUUGACACCUGUGUCCACCACAGAGCCUGCUGCGCUUCCCCUGAAAGUCACUCCAGCAGCCCAUGAGAACCCAUUUCCCAUGCCAUCAGUGACAUCAGAGGCUCAAAAACCACCUUCUGCACCAUCAGGAGACUGGGUCCCUGUGCGGCUGGUAGGCACCGAUGAACGCUGUGCAGGUCGCGUUGAACUUUUCUACCAAGGAGUCUGGGGGAGCGUGUGCGAUGACCUCUGGGACCUUCCACAAGCAAACGUCGUCUGCCGGCAGCUGGGAUGCGGCUGGGCCAUUUUAGCGCCUGGUGAGGCCCACUUUGGAGAAGGCUCUGGGAAGAUUCUCCUGGACAAUGUGCGCUGCAGUGGGGCCGAGCGGCACCUCGAGGAAUGCUCUCAUGCUGGCUGGUUCUCCCACAACUGCGGUCAUGCAGAAGACGCCAGCGUGGUUUGUUCAGAUGCUAAAUAUUCAGUGGCUGUACCAUCAGGUUACCCACCGGGUGUCCUGGCAGGAACAGUGGUUUCAGGAAAAUCUCAGUGUGGCGGAACUAUUACUAACUCAUCUGGAGCAAUUAGGAAUCCCCCGAGGAACGAGAUGCAUGACAACAUGACCUGCGUGUGGGAGAUCAGGGCCAAUGCGUCUGAUCACAUCCUGCUGGCGUUUCCACAUCUUAACCUUGACUGCACCAAUGAAUAUUUUGAAAUCCUGGAUGGUCCUCCAUCUUCAGCAAAGUCUCUGGGGAAGACCUGCACUGGUUUCUACCUCACCUAUUCGUCCUCCUCCAGCUCCAUGACCCUCUUGUACUUCCGAGGGUUCAAUAACAUAGGGAAAAACUUCAUGGCUUACUAUUAUUCUGCGACCAAAGAGGCAGUGUCGAAGACCCCACAUCUAGUCACUAUCCCAGUGGCAACAGCCAUCCCAACAACAACAGCAACAACUACUGCAACAACAUCCAUCUCAAUAGCAACAGCCAUCCCAACAAUAGCUGCCCCAACAACAACAACCCCAACAGCAAUAACUGACCCACCAAAAACAACCAUCUCAACAACAGGUACCACAACAGCAACAACUACCUCAACAACAGCCAUCUCAACAACAGCCAUCCCAACAACAGCAAUAACUACCACAACAACAACAGCUAUCUCAAUAGCAACAGCCAUCCCAACAAUAGCUGCCCCAACAACAACAACCCCAACAGCAAUAACUAACCCAACAACAACAACCAUCUCGACAACAGCUACCACAACAGUAACAACUACCUCAACAACAACAGCCAUCCCAACAACAGCUACCCCAAGAACAACAGCCAUCUCAACAGCAGCAGCCACCCAAACAAUAGCUACCACCACAACAACCAUUCCAACAGCAACAGCUACCCCAACAUCAGCCAUCUCAACAACAACAGCCACCCUAACAGCAACAACUAUCCCAACACCCACAACCAUUGCAAAAACAACAGCUGUCACAACAACUACACCAAUAUCAACAACCAUCCAAACACCAACAAUCAUCUCAACAACAACAGCCAUCACAACACCUACACCAGUAACAACAACCAUCCCAACAACUCCCAAGACAUUGAUUGCCAAGCCAGAAGGCUGGCCAGAGUUGCGGCUGAUGGAUGGUUCCAGUCGGUGCUCAGGACGUGUGGAGGUCCUCCACCAGGGGGCCUGGGGGACCGUGUGCGACGACCUGUGGGACCUGAAUGAAGCUGAGGUCGUGUGCAGACAGCUGAGGUGUGGCCGGGCCAUCUCUGCCCUUGGGAAGGCCCACUUUGGCCCAGGGCUAGGGGAAAUCCUCCUGGACAACCUCCAGUGCGCUGGAGUGGAGCGCUUCCUGGGCCAGUGCGCCCACUCGGGCUGGUCGGAGCACAACUGUGGUCACCACGAGGAUGCGAGUGUCAUCUGCUCAGAUGCUGAUGAAUCUCAGUCUAACAAGCCAGGGAACUGGCCAAAGCUGCGGCUGGUAGGGGGCUCUGGUCAGUGCUCAGGUCGUGUGGAAGUCCUCCACCAGGGAGUCUGGGGCACCGUGUGUGACGACUUGUGGGACCUCAAUGAAGCCAAAGUUGUAUGCAGGCAGCUGGGAUGUGGUCAAGCUGUUUCAAGCCCCGGUGAGGCCCACUUUGGUGCCGGCACAGGAAGCAUCCUCCUGGAUAACCUGCAGUGCUCUGGGAUGGAGCACUUCCUGGGCCAGUGUGCCCACCUGGGCUGGUCAGAGCACAACUGCGGCCACCAUGAGGAUGCCGGUGUCAUCUGCUCAGAUGCUGAAGACAUGUCUCUACCGACACCUCCAGGUCUUCCUACAACUUCUCAGCUCCAUAAAUCAGGAGGAAGUAAUUCUUGUGGAGGGGUCAUUUCUAGUCUUUCUGGCUCAUUUUCUAGUCCACAAUAUCCCGAAAACUAUCCAACAGACAUCCAAUGUAUUUGGGAGAUUCAUGUGGAUAAAACCUUCCGCAUAGAACUCAUGAUUCCAAGUUUGAAGCUAGAGGAUGUCCUUGGAUGUCCCUACGACUCGGUGGAGAUCUUCGAUGGCCCCAGGAUUGCUUCGCUGUCCAUGGGGAAGCUCUGCGCUCCAGUAGCCGUGAUGUUUUUCUCCUCCUCCGACAUCCUCACACUGGUGUUCCAGAGUGACUCCAUGAUCACCAACACUGGCUUUCAAGCUUUGUUCAAUGCAGUUCCGCAGGGUGAAAGCAAGUCAGAUGAUGCACCUGUGCUGCGGCUGGCAGGCAGCUCCAACCGCUGCUUAGGUCGAGUGGAAGUCCUCCACCAGGGGACCUGGGGCACCGUGUGUGAUGACUUGUGGGACCUGAAUGAAGCCGAGGUUGUGUGCAGACAGCUGGAGUGUGGACAGGCCGUGGCUGCUCCGGGAAGUGCCUACUUUGGUAGAGGUUCUGGAGACAUCCUUCUGGACAACAUCCAAUGUUCGGGAAGUGAGAACCAUCUCGGCCAGUGUCCCAGUUCUGGCUGGUCAGACCACAACUGUGGCCAUCACGAGGAUGCUGGUGUGGUCUGCUCAGAUGCUGGAAGCUGGGCGUCAGACGUGGCCCUGGAACCCUCAGCUUUCAUUCCUCAAGACCAUGGGCUGCAAGGAGGAAGUGACUCUUGUGGAGGAUUAAUUUCAAGUCUCUCGGGCUCCUUCUCCAGCCCUCGAUAUCCUACAAACUACCCCACAGAUGUGGAGUGUGUCUGGGUGAUCCACGUGGCUGAGAAGUUCCACAUAAAACUGACAAUCCCAAGCCUGAAACUAGAGGACAUCUAUGGGUGCCCCUAUGACUUUGUGGAAGUGUUUGAUGGACAGCAAGCUGCCUCGCUCUCCAUGGGCAGGUUUUGUACCGGGACAGAGCUCACCUUCCUCUCCUCUUCGAACGUCAUGACUGCAGUGUUCAGAAGUGAUGCCAUGAUCACCAACACAGGGUUUUAUGCCCUGUACAACACCGUGCAGCAAGAGGAGCGGGACAGUGGUAUGUCCCUGCGACUGGUGAAUGGCAGUCACAGGUGUGAGGGCCGGGUGGAGGUUUCCUAUAAUGGCACCUGGGGCACAGUGUGCGAUGACAACUGGGACCUGCCAGAUGCCAGGGUGGUAUGCCAGCAGCUUGACUGUGGUGAGGCCCUAUCAGCCCCAGCUCACAGCUACUUUGAUGGAGGUACUGGUCUCAUCAUGUUGGAUGACCUGCAGUGUACUGGGAACGAGGCUAAGCUGUGGCAGUGCACACACAAAGGGUGGUUUUCCCACAACUGUGGGCACCAUGAGGAUGCCAGUGCCAUCUGCUCAGGUGUUGAUGGCAAUAAAAAUGGAGAACCAAAAGGCAUCACUGAUGACAGUUCACUCACAGAUGAAGAUGUUCAUUGUGGCGGUCUGCUCACAAACCGUUCAGGAACUUUCACCAGUCCUUUUUACCCUAAAAGGUACCCCACAAAUAUUGAAUGUACCUGGGACAUACAAGUGGAUGAAAGGGCUCGUGUCAAGCUUACGUUUGAAGUGGUCAAGUUGGAAAGUUUCUAUAGCUGUCCAUAUGACUUCAUUGAAAUCUUUGAUGGCCCACCAAGUGAGCCUUUUUUGCUGGGAAGGUUCUGUUCCAUGGGAACCCCAAUAUUUACCUCCUCAUCAAACCGAAUGACCGUGGUGUUCCGUAGUGAUGAAAUCCUCACCAACGUUGGUUUCUACGCAUCUUAUGAGUCCCUGGUGCAAGAUGAGAAUGGCACAGAUGUGGCCCUCAGGCUGACCAAUGGCAGCCACCACUGCGAGGGCCGUGUGGAGCUGCACUACAACCAUACGUGGGGCACAGUGUGUGAUGAUAGCUGGGACCUCCAUGAUGCCCAGGUGGUGUGCAGGCAGCUGGGCUGUGGCAGGGCUGUGGCAGCUCUUGGCCGGGCACAUUUUGAGAGAGGAGAGGGCCCCAUUGCCCUGGACGACGUGGAGUGCUUGGGGACAGAAGCCAAGCUGUGGCAGUGCCUGCACAAUGGCUGGUUCACCCACAACUGUGGCCACCAUGAGGAUGCCGGUGUCAUCUGUUCAGACUCUCUGGCUUACCCAACAUCAGCAGCAGCUGUGAGUUAUUCAACCUCAGAAUCUUUUCCAAAGCCUACGGAGGUGCCCACAUCAGCAGUUGCUUCAACUCCUGGAGAGCAUCCACAUGUUUUCAUUCCAAUAGAUCUGCCAGAGGUGAGGCUGGCUGAUGGCAAGAACCGAUGUGAGGGCCGCGUGGAGCUCCACCACAAUGGGACCUGGGGGUCUGUGUGUGAUGACCUCUGGGACCUGCCUGCUGCCCAGGUUGUGUGCCAGCAACUGGGCUGUGGGACAGCUAUGGCAGCCCCUAGGGGCAGCCUGUUUGGCGAUGGCUCUGGCCCUAUCUUCCUAGAUGACGUGCAGUGUACGGGUGAAGAGACCAACCUGGGCAAGUGCCUCCACCUCGGCCUGUCAGUGCACAACUGUGGGCAUCAUGAGGAUGCCGGGGCCAUCUGCUCAGCUGUUGAAGUCCUCCCAACUUUGGCAGAAACAGCUUCCACCAUUGAUCUUCCUGACAUCAGGCUGGUGGACGGGAGGAGCCGGUGUGAAGGGCGAGUUGAAGUGUACUACAGCGGCAUGUGGGGCACUGUGUGUGAUGACCUCUGGGCCCUCAGUGCUGCCCACGUGGUGUGCCAGCAGCUAGGCUGUGGAGAAGGCGUCGAUGCCCUGGGGAGUGGCCACUUUGGGGAGGGUGUUGGGCACAUCCUUCUGGAUGAUGUGCAGUGCUGGGGCAACGAGACUUCAUUAGGCCAGUGCUACCAUCUGGGCUUGUCUGUCCACAACUGUGGCCACCAUGAGGACGCCGGGGUCAUCUGCUCAGCAUCAGCCACAGAAAUGACCACUUCACCUGAUCCUACCUCUAUUUCAGCCACAGAUUUGCUCCUUCCAACAGAAUCUUUGGAUAUUGCUAUGUCCACUUUAACAGAUUUUUCUUCAAUCUUGCCAGAAGUGACCUUCCCAACAGAUGCAUCGCCAACCCUAGCAGAAGUAGACAUUCCCUCUGAUACAACCCUUACAUCAGGUGAAGUACCCUUUUCACCAGCCAGAGACCCAAUUUCAGUGAAAGUGACAUCAUCACCUGUUACAAUUUCAAUGGAAGAAAUGAUCCCUUUGCCUGACUCGCCCCUGCGCCUGGCGGGCGGGAAGAACCGCUGCGAGGGUCGGCUAGAGGUGCGGUACCAGAGCGAGUGGGGCACCGUGUGCGACGACCACUGGAACAUGAAGAAUGCCCGCGUCGUGUGCCGCCUUCUGGGCUGUGGCCAUGCCCUGAGCUCUCCGGGUCGUAGUCGCUUCGGCCCGGGCUCGGGACCAAUUCUGCUGGACGACGUGCACUGCACGGGCACCGAGGACGCCCUGGAGCAAUGUAGCCACGCGGGCUGGGCGCGCCACGACUGCCAGCACCACGAGGACGCGGGCGUGGUCUGCUCAGGUGCAGCUGACUCUGUCGUGCCCAAGGACAAAGCCCAGCUCUCCUGCUUGCCCCACCUCUUCCAAGCUGUCAUUGACCGAGGCUACCUCCGGAGACUGGGGUAUUCCUCCUGGGACAUCCACCUAAAUGAUAAGCUGUGUCGCCCCCAAGUCACUGGGCGCUACCUGAUCUUCAACAUUCCUUAUGGCCACUGUGGCACUGUCUUGCAGAAACACAGGGGCUCCCUCAGCUACUCCAAUUCCAUCAGAGGCCACGCACGGGGCCACCCAGGCCGAGUCGUUGUGCGGCACAAGGUACCCCAAGUGAAGUUUACCUGCAGAGUGGACAGCCCAUCCACUGGUGAAGUUGCUCAUGGGACUGGUGACUCCCAGAUGGAGGGCGCCAGCUAUGACGUGUCCAUUACAUUUCAUCAGUCACCUGCAUUGCAACACAGUGGCCACAAGGCAUACUAUGACAGCCAGAGGCAAGAGGUAGUUCUCCAGGCCACCCUCCAUAGCCUGGAUCCCAAUGCAUGGCUCUUCGUGGAUACCUGUGUGGCUUCUCCAGAUCCCAGUGAUUUUACUACCAUUGCAUACGAUUUGAUCCGGCAAGGGUGCAUCAAAGACAACACCUACGUCAACCUUCACUCUCCACAGAAGAAUGUGGCCCAGUUCAAGUUCAAUGCCUUCAGCGUUCUUAACAGCUAUGAUAUGAUCUACCUGCAAUGUAAGAUCAUCAUGUGCAGAGAAAAGGACUACUCCUCCCGCUGUUCCCAGGGCUGUGCAGGGCGAAAAAGGAGAAAUGCAGAUCCCUUAGAGCACAAGGAAGAGGAUACUGACCAUUUCCAGAUAGUGGGACCACUAGUGGUCCACAAAAUAUCCAGAUAGAGCAAGACUAAAGUGUGAUUUCUCCAAUUUGUAUGUGAAUAUAUUAGAAAUUAGGAGCAGUCUACUUCUUGCAGUGAAGCUGUGUUUGAUAAAUUAGAAAUGAUCCGUAUAAACACAGGCAAGAUAAACAGAAGUAUUGCUGCUCUGAGGUUUAUUAGUAAAUAAAUUUCUAAUUACUGCACUUGUGAGGCAGUUCUACUUUCUAGGCUAAAAAUGCUGAUUUUCUCAUUCUUCUCUAUCAAGAAGUUAAUAAUUGAUGUAAGGUGUACAACAUGUUAUUAAAAACAGGACUGUCUCCCUCUACCUCAUGGGCAACUUAAAAACUUUUUUUUAAUGAUUACUUAUUAUUCAGAUGCUAAAAGGUGGAUGUUUCUUCUGUUGCUCUGGUGAUGUGAUAAUUUUCAGAUCUUGCUAACCAUCUUAUGAAAAAAUAAACUAAGUGUCUGUCAGGAAGC